Doryrhamphus excisus (bluestripe pipefish) is the source of this 2823-nucleotide messenger RNA. RefSeq names its product neuronal intermediate filament family member 1 (gene neff1). Gene Ontology annotation, molecular function: structural constituent of cytoskeleton. NCBI's taxonomy places the organism in Eukaryota, Metazoa, Chordata, Actinopteri, Syngnathiformes, Syngnathidae. The record is from RefSeq and is a predicted model, not a curated record. Gene Ontology annotation, biological process: intermediate filament organization. Gene Ontology annotation, cellular component: intermediate filament; cytoplasm.
UGCACGAGCCACAAUGUACGCUAACCGUAAAAAGUACACUGUUAUCUUAGUUUUUUGCCAUUCCCUGGCGGUCCUUAAUAGUAACGCCUCGGGAAAAGCAAGGGACUACUGUGUAGUUGCUAUGUAUCUUCAAACAAACGGAGGAGAUCAUGUAUCUCAGGGGAAUGGAGUGAGAAAAGAAAAGCUCAGGGCAUCCAAGGCUGAACAAAGAAGAAGGAGACAGCCAGACACCAGCUAAGCAGCCGCAAAGAUGAGUUACUCCAGCGAGGUGUACAGCAGCAGCUCCUAUCGUAAGAUCUUCGGUGAUGCUCCACGAGCGGGUCGUGCGGGUCUGGGCGGCAGCAGCAGCCCGUCCCGAGUGCACACCUCCGGGUACCGCAGCCGCACCUACGGGUCCCCGUCAAUGAUGUCCACCGCCAGCUACCGCAGGAGCGCGGCACCCGGCAGGGUUUUCUCCUCCUCCUCCAUGCAGGACUCCCUGAUGGACCUGACUCAGUCCACGGCGGUCACCAACGAGCUCAAGAUCAUCCGCACCAACGAGAAGGAGCAGCUGCAGGGGCUCAACGACCGAUUCGUGUCCUUCAUCGAGAAGGUGCACAACCUGGAGCAGCAGAACAAAGUCCUGGAGGCGGAGGUGACCUUGCUCCGGCAGCGCAACAGCGAGCCCUCGCGUCUGCACGAGCUCUACGAGCAGGAGAUCCGGGAGCUCCGCGCCCGCGUGGAGGAGCUGACUCACGAGAAGAGCCAGAUGCACCUGGACUGCGUGCAGAUGAGCGAGGCCCUGGAGCGCCUGCGCGAGAAGCUCGACGAGGAGGCCAGGCUGAGAGAAGAAGCCGAGAACGCCCUGAAGAGCUACCGGAAGGACGUGGACGACGCCACCCUGGCGCGCCUGGAGCUGGAGAAGAAAGUGGAGUCGCUCCUGGAUGAGAUCGCCUUCCUGCGGAAAGUUCACGAGGAGGAGCUGCAGGAGUUGCAGUCGUCGCUGCAGGCCACUCAGGUGUCAGUGGAGAUGGACAUGAGCAAACCGGACCUGGCGGCGGCCCUGAAGGACAUCAGGGCCCAGUAUGAGAACCUGUCAUGCAGGAACCAGGCGCAGGCAGAGGAAUGGUAUCGCUCCAAGUUUGCAACCGUGACUGAGGCCGCAGCUCGCAACCAGGAUGCCAUCAAGCACUCCAAGGAGGAACUCACCGAGUACCGCAGGCAGGUGCAGGCCCGCACCUUGGAGAUUGAGGCCCUCCGGGGCCACAAUGAGGCCCUGGAGAGGCAGAUUGCUGAGAUGGAGGACCGCCAUAACGGUGAAAUUGGAGACAUGCAGGACACUAUUCAGCAACUGGAGGCUGCACUGCGCAGCACCAAAGGAGAAAUGUCCCGUCACCUACGGGAAUACCAGGAUCUGCUCAAUGUCAAAAUGGCGCUGGACAUUGAAAUUGCUGCUUACAGGAAGCUGCUGGAAGGCGAGGAAUGCCGCCUCAGCACCGUCGGCGGCGCCAUGGUCCAGUCCGGUUACCCGGGCUUCUCCUACAUGUCAUCCCGCACAUAUUCCUUGGGAGCGUACCGGAAGUCUAAGCCUGAAGAGGAGGAGGAAGAAGAAGAGAAGGAGGAUGACGAUGACGGGGAGGAGAACGACAACGACGAGGGCGAGGAUGAAGACGAGGGAGUCGACCAGGAGGGAGGUGACGGCGAGGAAGAAGAAGAAGAGGAGGAGGAAGAAGAGGAGGAAAAGCUAAAAGAGAAGGAUGACAAGGAGAAGAAGAAGGAGACCCCCACCGGGAAGACCAGCAAGAACUAAAACCGCUUACGUAGCAUCACCAGCAUCACCACAUCUCAUCGACCAUGCUUAUUAUCUCAUACGGUUGCAUCAUCCAUUUGCAAAAAAUGCUGAAUCAGCAGAAGAAACGUGGGAUCCGGUAAAGCUAGCAUGAUGAUACUUUUCCUUGUCGGCAAAUAUUGUGCCAUUUCUGACCAACAAGAGCAAUCAAACCUUCGACUAGCACACACGAGCACACAGACUUGACAGCCACGCCAACGUUUUACGGUGCUAUGUGAUUUUUCACAGAUAAAAGUUGGCCGACAUUUUUAUCCGAGCACGAUCAGCUCAAAACGUAAACAUAAUUAAUUAAAUCCGUCCAUUCAUUGCUCUCUUUUUGUCAAAAACACAGCAAUAACGCCAAUCAAAUGUUUUUUUUUUUUUUUAUGCAAGUGCAGGUUCUAGUCAAUAUCACCGUGCAGGGGUUCCGCAUUAAGGUACCUCCAAAAUUGGUUUGGCUCAAUGUAUUGUAUGGUUUGGCUGCACCCCCUUGUUUCCAUGCGUCAUGUUCCACCAUCUUAUUCAAAACAAACAUGCCCAUAUAUUUUUAUGUUGAAUGUAGCCAACGGGAGUGUGGAUGAGUGGCAAGCAGCUGACCGUGACACUGAUGGUCCUCCACUGUGACUGCAAGUGGCAGGUGGGUCACGGUUCUGCAGUGUACACAAGGGCUAUUUUCACCCUAACCCCCCCCCCCCCCCUUUCCUUAUUACUUUUACCUUGAACCGUUAGUAACCAUCGUUCAUUAACUCAUUCAUCAUUUUCGCGUCCCUUUGACCAAUGAAACGACAAAUGCAUGGCCUGAUUCUGCAAUUUGGAAAUCCUGAUUUGCUUGUUGUCGUGUGUUCAAUUUCAACUUGCCUUAACCGUAACCGUAACUGAAAUGCAACAAUCACAUUGUAAUAGAUUUCCGGGGGGAGGAAGAAGAAUGCUACAUACAUAAAUGUGACUGUACAUGCUGCUCCUAUCAUGCAGUGAUAUUUCUCUCAAAAGCCAAAUAAAGCUACUAGUGAAGUGUG